Messenger RNA from Lutzomyia longipalpis, 4615 nucleotides. It is a transcript of the gene pic, whose product is annotated as DNA damage-binding protein 1. The record is from RefSeq and is a predicted model, not a curated record. Gene Ontology annotation, molecular function: nucleic acid binding; protein binding. The coding region runs from base 266 to 3700 and encodes 1144 amino acids. Gene Ontology annotation, biological process: DNA repair; proteasome-mediated ubiquitin-dependent protein catabolic process. NCBI's taxonomy places the organism in Eukaryota, Metazoa, Arthropoda, Insecta, Diptera, Psychodidae. Gene Ontology annotation, cellular component: site of double-strand break; nucleus. The transcript has 6 exons.
AUUUCUCUAUUCCCGGUGAAAUGUCAAAAAGACCGACUUCUUGGGGAUUCGCAAUUUUUGCAAAAACAUACUGAAUUUCCACAUUUCCCAGCAUUUUCUCAAGUGAAAAACAAACAUAAAGCUACAAAGUAUCGAUUUGAAUUGUUGGUGUGAAAAUCAUCGUUUGAUUUCUUUGUGAAUUUUUGGUGGAAAUUUUAGAGCGUCAGAAAGCUCCCAUCAGGGUAGUUUUUCUUCAGUAUCCGGUACUUUUCCAACCUCCGGAAAUAUGUCACAUCAUUAUAUUGUAACCGCACAGAAGCCCACGGCGGUAACUGCGUGCGUAACAGGAAAUUUUACAUCCCCGACGGAGCUGAAUUUGAUUGUGGCCAAAAAUUCCCGUCUAGAGAUCUACUUGGUCACACCGGAAGGCUUGCGCCCUGUCAAGGAGAUUGGGAUUUAUGGCAAAAUUGCCGUGAUGAAGCUCUACCGGCCGGCAAAUGAGACCAAAGAUCUCAUCUUCAUCCUCACCUGCCGGUACGAUGCUAUGAUCUUGGAGUGCCGCACAUCAGGCCAAGGGGAAUUGGAGAUCUUGACAAAAGCACACGGGAAUGUGGCUGAUCGUGUGGGGAAGCCCGCUGAGACGGGAAUCCUUGCGGUGAUUGAUCCCAAAGCGAGAGUCAUUGGAAUGCGCCUCUAUGAAGGACUAUUCAAGAUUAUCCCUCUGGACAAGGAGACAAAUGAGCUGAAAGCCACAAGUAUUCGUCUAGAAGACAUGCAUGUGCAGGAUUUGGAAUUCCUCUAUGGAUGCGCCAAUCCCACACUUAUUGUCAUUCAUCAGGAUCUCAAUGGGCGUCACAUAAAGACGCAUGAGAUUAAUUUGCGCGACAAGGAAUUCAUGAAGGUUGCCUGGAAGCAGGAGAAUGUCGAAACAGAGGCUUCUAUGCUUAUCCCUGUGCCUACACCGCUUGGGGGAGCUAUUGUCAUUGGUCAGGAAUCCAUUGUUUACCACGAUGGGAAUAACUACGUGGCUGUUGCGCCGCCAAUCAUCAAACAGAGCACCAUCAACUGCUACUGUCGUGUGGACACAAAGGGGCUACGCUAUCUCCUUGGGAAUAUGAUGGGGAACCUCUUUAUGCUCUUCCUGGAAACAGAGGAGAACUCCAAGAAGAAUCUUUAUGUAAAGGAUCUCAAAGUUGACCUCUUGGGAGAGAUUUCCAUCCCCGAAUGCAUCACCUACCUUGACAAUGGGGUACUUUUCAUUGGUUCCCGACAUGGGGAUUCGCAACUGGUGAAGCUGAACACUGUAGCCGAUGAGAAUGGAGCGUACGUCGUACCAAUGGAGACCUUCACGAAUUUAGGACCAAUCGCGGAUAUUUGUAUUGUUGAUCUUGAGCGCCAAGGGCAGGGACAGAUGAUCACGUGCUCAGGAAGCUUCAAAGAGGGCUCCCUGCGAAUCAUUCGCAAUGGAAUCGGGAUUCAGGAGCACGCUUGUAUUGAUUUGCCGGGCAUUAAGGGGCUCUGGGCUCUCAAGGUGGGCAUCGAUGAUAAUCCCUACGACAAUACCCUGGUCCUGGCCUUUGUGGGUCACACCAGAGUGCUCACCCUGACCGGGGAGGAAGUCGAGGAGACGGAGAUCCAUGGAUUCCUCAGCGAUCAGCAGACUUUCUACUGCGGAAACGUCGCUUUCGGACAGAUUAUUCAAGUGACACCAGUGACAGCAAGGCUAGUUCAAGCACACACCCGGACGCUCCUGAGCGAAUGGAAGCCACCAGGUGAUCGAAGAAUUGGCGUUGUUGCGUGCAAUUUUGAGCAACUUGUGUGCGCAUCGGCAUGCGAUGUGUACUACAUUGAGGUCUGUGAGGGUGCCUUGGUGCUGAAGAGUCAGGUUACGCUGGACUAUGAGGUGGCAUGUUUGGAUAUUUCCCCGCUUGAGGAGCGCCAGACACGUGCUGAACUCGUUGCAGUUGGACUGUGGACGGAUAUCUCGGCGUGUGUCUACAAGUUGCCAAAUCUCGAAUUGUUGCACACAGAAAAGCUCGGCGGGGAGAUCAUCCCUCGCUCCAUUCUUAUGACAGCCUUUGAGGGCUUCACGUACCUCCUAUGCGCACUGGGUGAUGGUUCAAUGUUCUACUUCGCACUAACCACAUCCACGGGGGCACUGAGUGAGAAGAAGAAGGUCACCCUGGGGACACAGCCAACAAUCCUUAAGACUUUCCGCUCCUUGUCAACCACAAAUGUUUUUGCCUGCUCUGACCGCCCAACUGUGAUUUAUUCCUCAAAUCACAAGCUUGUCUUUUCAAAUGUAAACCUCAAGGAGGUGAAUCACAUGUGCAGUCUCAAUGCUGAAGCCUAUCCGGACAGCCUGGCACUGGCCACGAAGAAUUCCGUCAUUCUCGGGACAAUCGAUGAGAUUCAAAAGCUCCACAUACGUACUGUGCCACUGGGUGAGACACCCCGUCGUAUUGCCUACCAGGAAGCCAGUCAGACAUUUGGCGUUAUCACGUUAAGGAUGGAUAUUCAGGAUUCUUCGGGGCUCAUCCCAUCGCGCCCCAGCGCUUCGACACAAACCCAAAAUGUCACAUCGUCCAAUAAUGUGGGAUCACUGCUGAAACCCGGCGCUGGAGCGUCAGGAAGUAAUGCGGAAUUCGGGCUGGAAGUGGAGAUUCACAAUCUUCUCGUAAUUGACCAGAACACCUUUGAGGUUCUCCAUGCGCAUCAGUUCACACAGUCCGAGUACGCCAUGUCUCUAAUGUCGGCUAAACUUGGGAAUGAUCCCAAUACUUACUACGUCGUUGGGACUGCCAUUGUAAAUGCUGAGGAGCCAGAACCUAAGAUUGGAAGAAUAAUUAUCUAUCACUAUGCCGAUGGUAAGAUGACAAUUGUAGCAGAGAAGGAGGUCAAAGGUGCCUGCUACUCCCUCGUGGAGUUCAAUGGGAAGGUCCUUGCAAGUAUAAAUGCCACUGUGCGUCUCUUUGAGUGGACAAGCGACAAGGAUUUGCGACUUGAGUGUAGUCACUUCAACAAUAUCAUUGCAUUGUAUCUCAAGACAAAGGGAGACUUUAUCCUCGUUGGGGAUCUCAUGCGGUCACUCACAUUGCUGCAGUACAAGCAGAUGGAGGGGAGUUUUGAGGAGAUUUCGCGGGACUUUGAACCAAACUGGAUGACAGCCAUUGAGAUACUUGACGAUGAUACCUUCCUCGGGGCGGAGAACAAUAACAACUUGUUUGUGUGCCAGAAAGAUAGUGCCGCAACGACGGAUGAGGAGCGCCAACGAAUGCCGGAGGUUGCUCUCUUCCAUCUUGGCGAUAUGAUUAAUGUUUUCCGCCAUGGAUCGUUGGUGAUGCAGAAUGUUGGUGAGAAUACCACACAGACGUCCGGAUGUGUUCUCUAUGGAACAAUUAGUGGGGCCAUUGGGCUUGUGACGCAAAUUCCACCAAAUUUCUAUGAAAUCCUCAAAAAUCUCGAAGAACGCCUCACGCAUACCAUCAAAUCCGUUGGGAAAAUUAGCCAUUCAACGUGGCGGAGCUUCCACACGGAGAUGAAAAUGGAACCAUGCGAAGGAUUCAUCGAUGGGGAUCUCGUGGAGAGUUUUUUGGAUUUGAAUCGCGAUAAAAUGCGAGAAACUGUCUUUGGUCUCGAGAUUGAAUCUGAGGGAGUAAAGAAGGAGGCAACAGUCGAUGACAUUAUAAAGAUUGUUGAAGACUUGACGAGGAUUCACUAAUUAUUGCGGAUUUACCACACAUACAGAUCCCAAGAAAAACGAACAUUUUCAACUACAAUUCUCACAUCAGUUCAUCCCCAAUUGAGUGUGUGUGCGGAGGGAGGGAGGCUACCCUAUCCAUCCUCAACAAUAUAAUGAUGCUAUAAUCGUUUUAUCCUGCAAAGUACCCUCUUGUGCAUCGAUUUAGUAUACGUUUUAAAAUAAAAUAGUUUGCUGAAUUUCUCUCCUCAUUUAGUGCGCUCAACUAUAGAAUGUACAUAUAUAGUGGAUUUUAUUGAAAUUUCCCUUCACAAGAACGCAGUUCAAGGGGCCACACAGAGACACAGGGAUGGGGCAGCACCAAGCAGGGCAGACAUAGAAAUUAAUUGAGACAAAUAUGAUUAAUUGAGUGUGAAAAUAAAUUUAUGGAAAAGGUGACGAGAAGGUCGAUUGUACUGAUGUGAAAAUACAAAUUGAGCAUAAGAAAAAUUAUUAUUUAUGCUGGGAUUUCUUUCUCUCUCUCUCUGACGCAUUCCGGGGGUAAAAAUUGUACAAUUUAUGCUUAAUUUUUUUUAAGGGGACUUGCUCUGACAGGCUAUCAAUCAAAAGUCCCAAAGCUUAUAUACGGAUAGAGAGAAAGAGAAAGUGACUGGAUAAUGCUGUGAGAGAGUGAUUAUCUUCUCGAGGAGUUGUCUUGAUGUGUAAUCUCUAUUGCAAGGAGAACCCCCGAUGUGCCCUUGAAAAAUGAAAAAUGUUUUUCUACGAAUCUAAAUUUGUGAAAAUAUCACAAAAGUACUUCAUUAUCAAGCGUUAUGGAACGUAAAUUUUUGAAUUAAAUUUCUAACUUGCCCUGACACGUGUCGCCAACAAUGAGAAGGAAAGCAAAGUAAAUCUAGAAAAUACAGACUUUGCAAUAAAAUGUUUCAAUUUAAUUUA